GCUGGACACCCCAAUCUCCCAUUCUCACUGUUAGCCAUAAACAACUCUCUCUCUCUCUCACCACUCUGUGAGUAAAACCACCAAGCUCCAAUCUUCUUCAUUUUCCAUCAAUGGCGUCAAUCCAUUUCGGUCCUUUCGGCGAAAACUGGUUCAAGAAACCCCCAAACCCUUUCCAACCCAUAAACCUCCUCUCACUCACCGAGUCCCUAAACCCCUUCAAAAACCCACCUUCCAAAACCUCAAAUUUCUUCGCAUCAAUCACCAGCUCAACCUCCUCCAAAAAACCCCCAAAUCGUCCUGAUUACAAGCAAAUGCUCGACCAGUUCUACUGGGAAUGCGAAACCCUACCCGAUCACAGACACACCCCAGAAGUCGAAAAAAUCCUCAAUGAAGACCCACUUCUUGAAAAGAAGGAAAACCCAACUCCAGAAGAGGUUGAAGAGAACAAGAAAUGGUGGGAAGAGUUUGAGAGCAGUCCGGUGAUUCAGUUUGUCAGAAGGUCUGAAGAGAUUGCUGAUAAGAUCAAUGAAUUGGAGCUGAAAGAGAAUGAGAGUCCGUAUAGGAGUGAGGACGCUAAGCUGUGGAAAGCGGUGCCGCCUGUGAUUGGGUUGGAUGGGAGGCCGAUGCCGAGGAAGGCGAUUCAGACGAAGAGGCAAUCGGAUGACAAGUUCUGGGAUUUUGCUAGGCAGUUCUUUUUUGGAUUAUGGGGGUUUCGGCAACGGCCAUACCCGCCGGGAAGACCGAUUGAUGUUGCUCAGGCAAUUGGCUAUAAGAAGCUCGAGAACCGAUAUUAUGAUUUUAUUAUGAGGAGUAGCGGUUGGUAUUACAAGGAUCGACUGGGUCAUUCAAGGGGACCAAUGGAGCUAAUACAGCUUAAGACUGCUUGGGGUGGUGGGAUAAUUGAUAAACACACUUUCAUUUGGGGUGAGGACAUGGAUGAAUGGGCACCAAUUGGCAUGGUUUAUGGCUUGGAACGUGCAAUUGCCACUUGGGAAGUUAGGUUAGGUGCUGCCGCAACAGCUUUCAUUCACAAACUACAGAAGGGUAUACCUCCAUGGGUGCCUCUCAAGGGUCACGAGAACAAAACCUAUAAGCAGCUCCAGGAAGAAGCUAUUGAAAGCAAGAGACGUGAUUUAGCUGUGCUGGAAGCUAAUGAUGGUAUGUGGCCGGGUGUAAGAACCCCUAGUCAUGCCUUGUUUCUUUGGGCUAGUGGCUCUGAGCUAUCAUCAGUUUUGGAAGCUGAUCACAUGCCAAACAAAUACAUCCCAAAAGAGCUUAGGGUUGAACUGGCUAAAGCUAUUCCUGGGCUGAGGCCAUGGGAGGUUUUAAGUGUUGAACAAGCUAUGGAUCAGAUAACAUAUGGUGGUGAGUGGUACCGGGAACCUCUUGGUACAUUCACAACAGGUCCUCCAUACAUCAGGCAUUGGAAUAAGGAUGUUUUGAGAAUGUUUAGGAUUUUCUAUGACCUGAGCUUGCAAGUGUACAGCCAACUGGAGCAGACAAUUCCAGGUUUUAGUAAAGUAAUGGAGAAGGUCCACAUAGACGCUGAUGCAAGGGAUGCCAGGCGCAAGGCGAGGAGGGAGGCACAGAAGAGAGCGCAGGAGGAUAUUGCAUUCGGUCGAGUUCAAAAUAGGAAGCCCUAAUUUUUGUAUAUUAAAUUCCUACACUUCAAGUUCAUAUUGUCUUCUCCUAAGUUCGUCUUCUGCCUGUACCACAACCUUUUAUUCAGUUAUUGAGCAAGGGAUGUUUACUUUCUUUUCAAAUGGCAACACUCUGAAUUUUGGAAACCAAUUGGGCAUAGUACAUACAUGUGUUUGCUUUAUAUAUCCAAGGUUUUAAUUAUCGUUUGAUGCACA
Messenger RNA from Camellia sinensis, 1856 nucleotides. RefSeq names its product histone-lysine N-methyltransferase ATXR3-like protein. The record is from RefSeq and is a predicted model, not a curated record. Lineage: Eukaryota; Viridiplantae; Streptophyta; Magnoliopsida; Ericales; Theaceae. Gene Ontology annotation, cellular component: chloroplast inner membrane. Gene Ontology annotation, biological process: protein import into chloroplast stroma.